GAGAGGAGAGAGAGGGUCUGAGACUGAGCUGCCCAGCUGCCAUCCUUUGAGCGGCCGCUGGCCGAACGAAGACAAUAGCCGAAUCCCCUUUCUUCCUCCUCCUACCUUCCAUUUGGCAUAUUAGAAUCUAAACCCUAAAAUCCUCAAUUCCAAUUUCUCCGCCCAUUCCAACUGAUUCUCCUCCACGCUUCGCACCACCUCACCCCAAUCCACACCCGAUUCUUCACCUCCGUCGUUGGAGCCUCCCUCCCUCCCUCUCUUCUUUCACUCGCCUCCUCUCUCCCUCCGCCGCUGCCUCUCCGUCCGCGCCUUCGAUGACUCGUCGUCUUCCGCCACCGAAUCGACCAAAAACGGCACCAUUUCGGCUUAACCGACGCCGCCGAGAAUGCCAAGGCUACGACGGACAAGGACUAUCAGAGCGGCGAGUUUCAGUUUCGGGAGGCGAGGGAGGCGAGCGCGUGGAGGAGCUUCGUCGUCAGGCUUCGGAUGCUCUUCACUUAUCUUUGGGAGCGGGUCAAGAAGGGAAUUGUCUUGAGCAUGACAUUACGCGGCCAGGUUUUUGAUUUUGAAUUUGAAUUUGAUUUUUAGUGGCAUUGUUAGUACUGCUCCCAGUGCAGCUGCUAAUACCGAGGAUGAGAAUAGAGAUGAUUAAGCUUCAUUGUGGCUGUUUGUGUGGAGGAUGUUGGAUUAGCAAAUACAGUAUCUGCGAGUUAUAACCUUUUCUUCUCAUAUUGUGGCACUCGGCUUAGGGUUGUGUCUACAAUUGUUCUGGCAUUAUUAAGCAGCUAAAGCAACAAUGGAUUUCCAAUUCAAGUUUACUUGUACCAGCACCACCACUGACGACGAACAAACCGCUGCCACAACCCAAAAGCAACGCCUCAAACCCCGCAAGGUCGCAAUCUUCUUCGCCUACUACAGCGUUGAAUAUCAAGGAAUGCAAAAGAAUCCUGGCGCCAAAACCAUCCAAGGUGACCCUGAAGAAGCCAUCUACCUCUCUGGUGCCGUUCCGGAGCAAGACCGUCUGAGUGUGGAGGUAUGGGUUCUCAUGUCCAGGUUCAUUGAUCAAUCCAGAAAUGACGUUUAUAGUCCCAAGAUCAUUUCCCUCAUUCCACUUUUGUUGUUGCCACCACAAGCAUGGUCCUAAUCCAUCUGUUGAAAAUGAUUAAUGACUGAAAAUCCCACAUGAAGAAGGGAUUGCAAGCAUAUAUCAUGCCUUAAUUAUAUAAGUUACAUCUGUGGGAGUACCUCAGAGUUCAUUUACUGCUUUCCAAACAUGGCUGAUCACAAAGAACAGUCAGAUGGAGAUGCAUUAAAAGAGCCAGCCAUGGAAUGAUUGCAGGACAGAGACAAGAUCGAGCAAGGGGGACGUUUUGUAAGAUGAGGGACUUCCAUUUGAUGCAUCUGAAGAAGCAUAAA
Molecule: messenger RNA, 1416 nt
Organism: Fragaria vesca subsp. vesca
Lineage: Eukaryota; Viridiplantae; Streptophyta; Magnoliopsida; Rosales; Rosaceae
Exons: 6
Coding region: 797-1144 (115 amino acids)
Molecular function (GO): RNA binding; pseudouridine synthase activity
Source: RefSeq, a predicted model, not a curated record